This is a messenger RNA of Drosophila albomicans, 4915 nucleotides long. Its product is annotated as beta-1,4-mannosyltransferase egh. The record is from RefSeq and is a predicted model, not a curated record. Gene Ontology annotation, molecular function: beta-1,4-mannosyltransferase activity. NCBI's taxonomy places the organism in Eukaryota, Metazoa, Arthropoda, Insecta, Diptera, Drosophilidae. Bases 1904 to 3280 code for a protein of 458 amino acids. The transcript is spliced from 3 exons. Gene Ontology annotation, cellular component: cytoplasm.
AUUUGGCAACUCUAACAACUAAUAAAUUUUUUUACUCGGAAAAAACACAGUCACUGUUUUCGGGCUUAAUCGAAAAUGUGCGCGCCAAGCAAGUAACAUAUAAGUAAAUAACUCAUCCGUUCAACAAGCUCCAUUACGAACAGAACUCGCACAACAAAAUCACUUUUGCAAAAAAAAAAAAAUUGUGCCCGCCACCGCCGUCGUCGUCGUCGCCGCUCUCUCACAAAACGUACCAAAAAAAAAUAGAAGAAAAUUUACAAACUAAUCGGAAAAAUACUCGCUGGUCGCUGCUGCACUCUGCAUUCAAAAAUUCGAUCGAUACCAGUGCUUACUGUGGCCAAAUUAUUAUUUAGCGUGUGUGACUCUAUUCUAUAUAUUUUUUUUGUUUUUUCGUUUCGUUAUCGACACAAGUGGAGAAGUGAAGAAGGAAAGCAAUAAAAAAAAGUUUUGAGAGAGUUGAAGCAGCACUUUUGAGGUGCAUAAAGUCGCAUGCUCGUCAUCAUUGCCGGGUGUGAGACGCGAAGAGAGAGGAGCGCAAAAAAUUAGCAAGGCACAUUUAAAAAAAUAUAUAUGUACAUACAUGUGUACGUUGAUUUGAAUAAAGAUCGCCAGUAUUAAUGAAUUUGUUGUUGUUGUGCAAGCCAAGGAAACAUUGAAAUACAUUUUCUAAGUAUAAAAAUAAACCAAACAAAUCGUCGCUACGGCUAGCAACAAGAGCGGAGGCAGAGAGAGAGAAUCACGCACACACGCAAAGGCAAAGCACUUGAGCAUCCGCCCAAAGCCCCCGCCUCACACACAUAUGUAAACACUCAUACAAAUAUACAGCAUCAGUUCUUCUUUGGGCGUCAUCGAUAUAUUCACGUUUUGUUUACGCGAGGAGCGAACGACACACCCUGUGCUUAAGAAAACAAGAAGAGCGAGUAACGAAAAAAAGGAGAGCCAAGCGCUCUACCCAUUCUCCCCCCGCGUGUGCGUAAGCUUAGUGCCUGCUUGUCUGGCGCCUUAUCGUCGUCGACAACAACAACAACAAGAGUAACAACCACAACAAAACGCCAGCGAUUUUAUUGACCGGGGACCGCUCCUGCGAAAAAAAUAGAAAAAACAGAAGACAAGCGACAACACGCCAUUGCCAUUGCCAUUGCCAGUUCCUCUUCCUUGUUACAUAUAUUUGACAGCAGCAAGCAAAACCAUUAGCCUUUUUUAUGUGACCAACAGCAUGAAAUGAGUGCCUCAUCAGUGUCCGUGACGGUUUCGAAUCCAAGCGAAUUAACAACGGCAACAGCCAAGGGCAACAGUUGAAGUCGACGUCGAAGUCGAAUUCGAAAUCGAACUUGUGGGUGUUGUAUGCAACGAAAAGAAGAUAUAGAAAACAAAAGAUAUAUACAAACAAAAGAUAUAUAUAUUUAACGAAACGAAGCGAGAAAGAGUGAGAGCGAGAAGAGCCACAAAGAUACAACAGUAUAACAUAUAACAUAUAGCAUAACCUAGAGAUACAAUCUAUAAGAAAAAAGAAAGAAAGAAGAUUACGAUUAAGAUACGAACGAAAUUCCCUUUUUGCGAAAGAGUCAAAAAGAAGAGCUGGCACAAAGAAAUCAAAAUAAAACAAAGUAAAACUCCUUUCUCUCAGCUGAGGCACAAAGAUACGAAGUUACGAACAAAGCACACACACACACAACGGAGCCACGCCCACAUUUUUGAAGCCUACGCCUGGAACACAAACUAAAUAAAAUAAAAAUAGAAGUUAAUACAUAAAAUUUAGGAUUUAAAAGGCACCCAGUGAAAGUUGCAAACGACGUUUAAAUAUUAGUACACAACACACACAUACACACACACACGCACACACACACAUUUAUACAUAUAGCUAGUUAUAUAGAAAGAGGAAGAGAGACAGUGGGCACUCGAUAUGAUGAACUCGACCACUAAACAUCUGCUGCACUGCACGCUCCUCAUCACUGUGAUAGUUAUCUGCGAAGUAUUCUCCGGCGGUAUUAAGAUCGAUGAGAACUCCUUUACGAUUGUCGAUCCAUGGACUGAGUAUGGCCAGGUGGCCACCGUAUUGCUGUACUUACUGCGAUUCCUCACGCUCCUCACCCUGCCCCAGGUGCUCUUCAAUUUCUGCGGCCUCGUCUUCUACAAUGCCUUCCCCGAGAAGGUUGUGCUCAAGGGCAGCCCACUGUUAGCGCCCUUCAUCUGCAUCCGUGUGGUCACACGGGGCGAUUUCCCCGAUCUCGUCAAGAUGAAUGUGCUGCGCAACAUCAACACGUGCCUCGACACCGGCCUCGAGAACUUUCUCAUCGAGGUGGUCACCGACAAGGCGGUGCAUUUGGCCCAGCAUCGACGCAUACGUGAGAUCGUUGUGCCCAAGGAGUACAAGACACGGACCGGCGCCUUGUUCAAGUCCCGUGCACUUCAGUAUUGUCUCGAGGAUACGGUGAAUGUGCUGAACGAUAGCGAUUGGAUUGUGCAUUUGGAUGAGGAGACGCUCCUCACCGAGAAUUCGGUGCGUGGCAUCAUCAAUUUUGUGCUCGAUGGCAAGCAUCCGUUUGGCCAGGGUCUCAUCACCUAUGCCAACGAGAAUGUGGUCAACUGGCUGACCACCUUGGCCGACAGUUUUCGUGUGUCCGAUGACAUGGGCAAACUCCGGCUGCAGUUCAAAUUGUUCCACAAGCCACUCUUCAGCUGGAAAGGCAGCUAUGUGGUCACUCAGGUUGGCGCCGAACGUUCGGUCUCCUUUGACAAUGGCAUCGAUGGCUCCGUGGCCGAGGAUUGCUUCUUUGCGAUGCGCGCCUUCAGUCAGGGCUACACGUUCAAUUUCAUCGAGGGCGAGAUGUACGAGAAGUCACCGUUCACCCUGCUCGAUCUGUUGCAGCAACGCAAGCGUUGGCUUCAGGGCAUCCUUCUCGUUGUCCACUCAAAGAUGAUACCGUUCAAGCACAAGCUGCUGCUGGGCAUUAGUGUUUACUCGUGGGUGACCAUGCCGCUCUCGACAUCGAACAUCAUCUUUGCCGGCCUCUAUCCGAUACCGUGUCCCAAUCUCGUUGAUUUCGUCUGCGCCUUCAUUGCGGCCAUCAACAUCUAUAUGUAUGUGUUCGGUGUGAUCAAAUCCUUUUCGCUGUAUCGCUUUGGACUGCUCAAGUUUCUGGCGUGUGUCCUGGGCGCUGUGUGCACGAUACCCGUCAAUGUUGUUAUCGAGAAUGUGGCUGUCAUUUGGGGACUUGUUGGCAAGAAGCACAAGUUCUAUGUGGUGCAGAAGGAUGUGCGUGUCCUCGAGACGGUCUAAGUGCGCAAACAACAAUUGAUUUGACAGUAAUUAACUGUAAUUAACACACACACACACGUACACACAAAACAAUUAAUCAAAAUGCAAACCAAAUGAAACAAAACAACAAAAUGUAAUCGCACAAUCUGAUGCAGCAGCAGCAACUUUAUACAUCCAACAUCAACAUCGACAUCGUCAUCAACAUCAACAGCAGCAGCAGCAGCAUCUGAUCUUCGUUACUUUGUAAGCUUAAGUUGCACACCAACACACACGCACACACACAAACACACGGCAUCUAAGUUCGUUUUGAAUAAUCUUUUGGCUCCAGCAACACAAACAAAAUAAUCAAAUGGAACGCAAUUGCCAAAAUCGCUAGAACAAACAGAUUCUACACAUAGAAAUAUAUAUGUAUACGCUUUGUAUAUGCACACACACUAGCACACACCCACACACACACACAGCGUGAGAAAGCAACAACAACAACAACAAGAAGAAGAAGAAAUCGUUCUAAUCUUUAGACCUCUCCAUUAAGUGUAAUUUUUUUUUUUUGAUAGUCAUUAGUAGAAGAAGCUGAGAAAUAAUAAAGGAAAACUACGAAAAGAAGAUGAAGAAAAAGCGAUGCAGCGGAGCAGCAGUAAAUUUAAAGAAGAAGAAGAAGAAGAGUUAAAAGAAACGCUAUAUAUUUAUAUAUUGUAUGUACUAUAUUAUGUAGAAUUAUUAUUAUUAUCAUUAUCUUUAUUAUUAUUAUUAUUAUUUAAAAACAACAAAACAAAGCUACAUGUAAUCUGUGUACAUUAAUGUAUUGUAAAUUUGCUAAAACAAAAAAGAGAAAAACAACAACAAAUGUUAAAUAUCAUUCACACCAAAAUACCAAUCCACUCACAACAAGAACAUUGAGAAACAAUCUUAGACUUUUGUGUACUUACAUAUUAUAUGUAUGUUUUAUGUAUGGCCUAAUUAUGUAUAUGUAUGUAUAGCUGUAAGCAACCAACACACACACACUCACACACACACACACACCGCCAUAAUAGUAGCAACAAAAAACUAAAAAAAAAAAAACGUAAAGCGUAAAAAAACAAACAACCAAAAACUAGCAACAAUUGCUUUUCAUUUGUUAAACAUUUCGUAUUUAUUACACGCACAUUAACACACACACACGUACACACGCACACACACUAACCCUAAUGAAAACCGAUCAAAGUUGGCUUUAACUACACACAAACACACACGCACAUGGUGUGAAUGAUAUUUUGUAUAUCGUGUUUUAAGAUCUGUUCUGGUCGCGGCCCCGUCGAAUUUUUGCAUUCAUUUAUUAACUUAUGUACUUAUAUACAUAACUGUAUAUAUCUCUACCUUUUUUUUAUGUUACUGUUAUUGGUGCUUUUAAGAGACAAACACAGACACACGCUCACACCCAAACACACACAUACACAUUUGCAUAGACAACAGCCCAAAGCCGCCGCCAGAAGUGAGUCGUCAUCCUCCCCCCCACCCCCACCCCUUGAAAACAUCACCUCUCCCUCCCACACAUAGUUACACUUCUUACAUCCACACAACACAUACAAUAACAAAAACAAAACAAGAAAACUGUUUGCAAAUAGAAAAAAAAGAACCAAAUACAAAACGAUAAUAAAAUGAAAAAUUAAAAAAACAAAA